AUGCACGAAUGUACUGCUUGUAUCAUAUUUAUUGUCAUCUUCAAAUGGAUAUUUCAGUACUGGCACAGGAAAAAACUCCCAUUCCUAAAACCCCAAAUACCUUUUGGCAACUACCCCAACUUCUUUAAAAGUAAAGAAAAUUUAGGGAUGGAAACAGCCCAGUUGUAUGCCCAAAUGAAAAAGAAAGGUUGGAAGCAUGGCGGUAUUUACAUUCUCACUUUCCCAAUCUACAUGUUUGUACAUCUCGACUAUCUCAAGAACGUCGUCGAAGAUGAUGGCCAUUUUUGUGACCGUUUGCUUGUUGGUAACCCGAAAGUAGAGCCCUUGCAUGCUCAUCUGAUGAACCUAAAAGGCACACAAUGGAGAUAUAUGAGAACUAAACUAAGUCCGGGCUUCACCUCAGGAAAAACAAAGAUGAUGUUUGAUAUUAUUAAACAAUGUCAAGAUUGUUUAGUCAAGAAAGUGGAGAAUCUCGGCUGUGUUGAAGUGGAGGAACUUUGCAAAAAUUUUACCACAGACGUGAUUGGGUCUUGUGCAUUUGGACUCGACUAUGUGCAUGAUUUUUUCAUGAAUUUGGUACACGAAGUGAUUGAAUACCGGGAGAAAAAUGGAGACAGUCGCAACGAUUUUAUCCAGUCGUUAAUAGAAAUUAAGAAAUCCGGUUCUCUAACUGUUGAAGAUAUCGCUGCCCAAACUUUUGUGUUCUUUUUGGCAGGGCUUGAAACGUCUGCACUUUUAAUGGCUUGGACGUUGUACGAACUUGCGAAAAAUUUAGAGAUCCAGGAGGGACUUCGGGAUGAGAUUUGUGAGGUUUUGGAAAAAUUUGAUGGAAGAAUCUGUUACCAAUCUUUGCAAGAAAUGAAAUAUUUCGAUCAGGUGAUGAAUGAAACCAUGAGAAAAUUUCCUCCGGUUCCGUUCGUCAAUAGAGUGUGUACAAAAGACUACAAAAUACCAGAAGAAGACACUAUUAUUGAAAAAGGGACGGCUGUGGUUAUACCAAUUUUGGGAAUCCAUCGCGACGCAGACUAUUAUCCUGAUCCAGAAAAGUUUGACCCGGGACGAUUCAGCGAAGAGAAUAAAAAGAAAAUGCCUAGUUGUGCGUACAUUCCUUUUGGAAAAGGGCCUAGAAGUUGUAUAGGUAUGCGACUCGGCUUGUUACAGGCCAAAGUCGGUUUAUGUGGUCUUGUCAGAAAUUUUCGUUUUACACUAAACGAAAAGACACCAGACGUUAUGAGACUAAAUCCAGGCAGUUUGUUUUCUUCACCGGAAGGAGGAAUUUGGUUAGAUGUAGAAAAAUGUCUUUAG
Messenger RNA from Zophobas morio, 1305 nucleotides. RefSeq names its product probable cytochrome P450 6a14. NCBI's taxonomy places the organism in Eukaryota, Metazoa, Arthropoda, Insecta, Coleoptera, Tenebrionidae. The transcript is spliced from 6 exons. The coding region runs from base 1 to 1305 and encodes 434 amino acids. Gene Ontology annotation, molecular function: iron ion binding; monooxygenase activity; oxidoreductase activity, acting on paired donors, with incorporation or reduction of molecular oxygen. The record is from RefSeq and is a predicted model, not a curated record.